GUUCACGAGUUUGUGCAGAAUCUUAUGGUCAGCCAUGCCUAUUUUUUUUUUUUCAUCAGAUCUUAGAGGUGCGCUGGACAAGCUAUUGUUCUUCCUGCUUCACUCUACUGUGCCAGAAAAAAUGCUCCAAGCAGUGCGGUUACCGAUCUGCUUUAUAAAGCGAAUACACUGCUAUGACCUCCUCUUUAUCAGUCCUUCGCCCACUGAGCCACAGCCACCCUGACUUAAAAAUGUAAUUUGUAUUUGAGGAAUGCUUAGGACGAGCUGAACCAAAUGAUGCGGUCUGUGGUUCCUAUUAGCAGGUAGCUCCGACUCGGACUCCCGGAUCCAUGUAGCUUGUAUUGCAGCCUAAAACAACGCGUCUUGACCAGGAUCAUCGGUAUCACAGAUGGAAUCCAAGGAGCGAGGGAGGGUGGACAGGAAAGACAGCGUAGAUUUCUUUGCAGACACCAGGAAGCCGUCCGUCACCUGUACAGCUCAAAUUCGGAUCACAGCCGCUAUGAUCCUCGGCAGGAACUGUGCUGACCUUACAACAUGGUGGUUACAUCCGUGUUGGUAGGAACUCUGCAGCUGCUGUAGGCAAAGAAGAGUGUACUGGCAGCAGAGGACGUGUCACUCUGGAAAGGAGCUACCAUCUGUCCAAUGAGGAAGUGGGCAGCUUAGAGGGUGUGCCAGGGUGGAUUUCCCCCCAAAUAUCUCCAGCCAGAACCUCAGUGACCUAUGUUGCAUGCAUGGCAUGAAUACAACAUGUAACAUGCCCCAGGUCUCCAGAGCGGUCCUCCACAGCCUUCGCUGGGUCUCCAGAGUAGUGCUGCACAGCCUUUGCCGGGUCUCCAGAAUGGUGCUGCGCAGCCUUCGCCAGGUCUUCAGAGCGGUGCUGCAAAGUCUUCCCCAGGUCUUCAGAGUGGUGCCACACAGCCUUCAGCAGGUCUUUAGAGCGAUGCUGCAAAGCCUUCGCCAGGUCCCCAGAGCAGUGCAAAGGAGCCAGCCUCCUCCACAUGCCGCAGAGGCCGUCGUAAGAGGGGCGCCUCCGCUCAAGUCAUUGAUGGUCCGGCUGACCGCUCGGCUCAUGUCGUAGGGGGUCCAGACGAGGCCUCGGCUCAAGUCAUUGGGGUUCCGGCCGACAACUCGGCUCAAGUCACUGGGGGUCCGGCCGACGUAUCAGCUCAAGUCAUUGGGAGUCCAGCCGACGCCUCAGUUCCUGUUUACGUCGCUGAGGGUCCUCCCAACGACUCUGAGAGGAUCAAGGACGACCAACCUCCAUCUCCAGGUCCCAAGAUCUUCCAGGGGUUUGAGAAGGAACUGAUUCUCAUCCUGGUUCCUGAGCUCUGAGUCAAGGGGUUCGAGGAGGAGCCAUCACUGGUUCCGGUUCCUAAACCCAGUAUCAGGGGUUUGAGGAUGAACCACCUCACAUCAGUCCAAGCCACUUUGUUUUGUUUCUUUGUUUUGGUUCUGGCCCUCCUUUCCGAGGCCCCAUCCGCCUGCCCUAUUUGGAUUGUCUUGUUUUGGUUCUGGCUCUGUCAAAGCAAUUAGCUUCAUUCAGUCCACCUGCACCAUCCAAUCAGUCUCCCUGUUUCUCCUAUACCAUGCCCUUUAUAUACACUGCUGUUCUGUUCAUUCCUCGAUGAAACAUCACAGUUCACAUUCAUCUGUUAAUAAGCCUUUUUUGCCAAGCCUAUCCUGUCAAACCUGUCCUUGUCUGUUUGCCUAUGUUUCACACCUGCCUGCCACCACCUUCUAAAGUGAGUUUUUAUUAAUUAAAACUUUACUUAACACAACUCAGCCUGCUGUCUGGAUUCUGGGGUCCACCACCAUACCACACUGUGACAAUCUCCUUACCUGUUAGUUUGCGGCUGUAGGUUGUGGUAUUCUGUUCGUUUGUGACCCCUAGCCCAAAGUGGUAUAUCGCUUCCAGGGCGUGGGCGGGAACACCAAUCUGUCCGAACUACUGCACCCUGUUGGCGGUUAGACCCCACUGUCUACAACACUUUCUCUUAAAGGGUCAACUUUCAAGCAGAACUAAACUUUUAACACUUUUAUUCUAAAUAAGGUAGGGGAAUGGUUACAGAAAUCAGCGCCGAGGCUCCCGUCCUAGAUCUUCUCGGGGAUCAAAGAGACGAAGCAGCCUCAAAAGCAGGUCACAUGUAGUUUUGUAUCCGGUACUCCCGCACAAGGGACGUACACACUGUUUAUCAGUAGACUAUGCAUCACCAUUCCGGUGUCUAUCUGAUUUGGUGUGUAAUAGCAGGUGUUUGAUCCUUAAUCUAAGUGUUUCUGCGGCACUCUAAUCAACCCGGUUACAGAGUGUUUCACAAUCAAACCCAAUGUACUAAACUUUAUGUCAGACCAUAGGUCAUUUGUCCUUGUAAUGCACAUCAAUGGGAAUUCUUAUCCAUGUCCUAACAAAAUUGGAAACAUUAGAAUUUUUACUUUGUCAUUAUAAUGUGUGUGAAAACUCAUUUAUUAGUAAAAAAAGAAAGGUUAUUUCUUACAACGGUAAAUGAGAAAAUGCUUUGUGGUCCCGACAAAACAAACACUCUUUGGGUCCAGAUUUGAACCAGAGUCCAGGGUUUGGGGACCCCUGCUAUACAAAAUAGAAUGUUGGUUACCUAUUGUAACCCCAGAUUCUAUAAGUAAAGGCACAGCCCUUUAAGCUCUUGGCCUCACUCGUUCCUAAAUGGCUGAAGAAAAACGCCAUUUGGGAGCCGAUUACCCGGUUUGAGGGCAAUUUAUACAGACUGGGUAAGGCCCAACCAGCAGGUGGUCGUGCGUGCGCGAAGGGUUAAACCCACUAGUGAUAGCCUUAAAGGGCGAAGCGUAUAUGUCUGGGGUUACAGUACAUAACCAACAUCUAACAUCGUUCCGCCGCCCAGGAUAUUUACGAGGUCAGUACUAAAAACUGUUUGAGUUCAACCAAAAGGGAGCAUCAAAACCAAACGUUUGACAUGUAAAAUAAAUAAAGAUUUCUGUUUUGCAAAUAACUUUUUAAUUCAAAUUAUUUUGUUCACAAAGUGAAAAAACUUUUAUAAACAACACUUUACUUUCAAAAUUAUAAUAUUUCAUUGCAGUUUUAAACACUUUGAUCAGACAUUUUUUUUUUCGAUUGAAAUAACUGAACGGAGCACGUAAAUGGAGAUUAAAGGAACUAAAAACUUCAGGUGCGCACCAGGUAGUUUCUCAUGUGGACCAGAUACUUUCUAAUGCGCACCAGAUACUUUCUUGUGCGAUUCUUGAAGUCCUGCGGUCUAUUUCGUAUGUCCAGUAUUGAAUAUGUUUCUGGAGUAAGCAUCACAACUGUGUGCAGGUGUGUGCUGCAGUUAUGUGCUGCUGCAAAUAUAAAAAUGUUCCCUUCUCAGCCUUGAGACCAAACAUGCAUCAUUGAAUGUCAUUAUGAAUAAUGAAAUAUCUUUACGUUUGUUUUUUGCAUAAUUUAUAAAACUGUAGUAGUGGUACAUAAUGUACAUAAGAUUUUAUGUCGUGAAAUUCAUAAAGGAAAAAGCUAGGAAUAAUAAAUUUUUUUGGUUUGGUAUGAUUUGGUCAACAGAAUAAUAAACCAUGAAGUAGUUGCCUAAAACAAAUGAAAUUCCAUUAACAGUUGCCAAGUAUCAGAAAAGACAGGUGCCAAUAUGGCACAGAAUUCCUUGAAAAAAAGGUGCUAUCACCAAAGAUUAAGGUUUCUUCUGGGCUGACACGUCCAAGAAUAGAGUCGUUUGUAUGAUGACUUCACUCAGUAAGAUAAUUACUUAUGUUACCUUCUCUUAAGAAUGAGCAACCAAUGCACAAAAAUGCUUUGGUAGCACUUUUGUCUCUUCCUGCCAGUGUAUGCACAGAUAAAAUAGAAAAUCAUUACGCACGAACAUGAAUUACAAUUAGUUUUAUUACUUUUCUCCAAUAAGCAAACUAGGACAGCCUCUCCUACAAAAAGCAAGGGAGCUUGAAGGGUCCAAGUUAAGACAAAUGGAAGAAUACCCCUUGGAUGUGGACAGAGAUUCUGGAGCAAAAAACCCCCACACAAUAUAAGUACACUCUCAACAUGUAAUUGCAACAUUAGCAAAGCAUAUUGAUGCUAACUAGAUAUUUAUUGUCUUCAUGCAGGAGGCAACAGCUUUACAUCUUCAGAACAAAGUAAGCUUACCACAGAUGGGUUGACUAACACAAAAGAUGACUAAAUUCACAAAAUACUCACCAUUAUCCAUCACGGAAUCCAGAAAUGCAGUGACUGAGUUGAGGCCACUCCUCAUUUCUCACAGAUCUGUGGAGGAGGAUCAGAAUUGAAAAAGGAGAAAACAGGAAUGAAACAUUAAACUCAAGGAUCCAAACAGUUAUUGACUUUGUAACAAAAAGCUUUUUUUGAGAGAUGUAUAGAUUUCUCAGUUUGUUCCUGUUGAGAACUAAAGAUACUAACAAUACCUUUGAUAAAUGUCUUAUGUUUGAAUCAUAAAAUAUUUAAUUGCCACUUUACUACAAAUUAGAGAGGAUGAGCGCAAGAGUCAUCAUUCGUACAACACACUCUUAAAUUGUGUUUGCUAGUUUGUGUUUUUAAUUGUAUUAUUUUUUUAAAAGACUUUAAAAUACUUUUGCCAAAACUUUUAUCUACUCCGGUGUUUUUUUGUGUUUCCAUUGUAGUGUCAGAAGCCCAGGCCGUUUAUGUAGAUUAUGUCCUCUGAUACUGAGCAUGUCCUCAUCCAGCUGGUGUGACAAUGCAUUCUGCGAAAACAGAUCUCUGUCUACCACAAAAGCAACGUCUAGAAUCCCAUUAAAAAACUUAACUUAGACUUAUACAGCAUGUCAAUAUCAAAUUGUUUCUUAGUGUUUAUAAGGAAAAGCAGAAGAACAGCAGUGGGAAUAUGAGUGGACUAUUUAAAGACAUGGUUUAUGGCAUACUCGGAGACUGAAUUACAAUGACUUCUCACUUAGAGGAAGUUGUAAUAAUUUAAAGGGACCGUAUUCAGAUAGAUUCUUAGAGUCCCCUCAGACUAUUAAUUGACUCUUAACUUAGCCUAAAAUUCCUGACAAGGAGUCUCAGCUUAAGAGUUAUUCAGGUUGUUGCUGAGAGCAACUCUGAGCGAGGAGGGGACCGAAAUGCAGGGGGGAGACAAGCCACCCCCGAAAAUACUAAAAAGAUUGCUAAAAAGAUUCCUGCAGUGCAAUCACACCUUCAUUCAGUAGCAGCUUCUGGUAGUAAAUACAAAUGAUCGAAAGUGAUUUCUGGAUGACUCAUAUAUUAAUGCAAUCAUACAAGUUUCCUCAAAGAUAAUUCUGAUGGCUGUGGGCAGGAAGACUCUUAUGUAGCCUGUAUUGCAGUGGACCUGAAGAAGUCUGACUGAGAACACUCCGUUGUUGUAUUACAGUCUAAUGAAAAGGAUGCUCAUGGCUGUGCUCUAUAUUCGUCAUUUUAUAAAACAUUCUUUUUUGCACAUUUGGCUUUAAAGGCCCAGGAAUAGUUCUAAGAAUGGCAUCGUUUUUAUGAGCUUGUUCAGCUUUUUUAAUCACUGGCUCUGAUGCUGUGACCCCAACAGAAAACAAUGCCUCCUAUUUGGACGGUGAACACAUUUACACAGCACAUCUUCCGAUUCACAUUUUCUGACCUAAUAAACACCGGUAAGGUUAGGGACUAACUCUUUGACGCAUAAAUGAUUAUCAUCUUGUCAUCCCAUUUUUUUCCUGUUGAUUUCAAAACUACUAUUUUGCAAAGAAAUCUGCUGCAAUUUUUUUUUCUGUAGUCAAUGUUUGUUAAAUUAAAUUGUUGAAUUAAAUCAAAAUAAUCUAAAAAAUAAUUGGGAAUACACAGUAAAAGCCUGAUCGGUGAAAUUUAUAACCAAAAUCAUAAUGUCAACAUAGCAUGUUACACAUUUUAAAGAAUGGAAUAUAGCACUGAACAUAAUACUCCUUUUCCAGCUUAUUUGCAGGGCCUAAAAUCUCCCAGUCACAAAAGAACAGAAUCUAGACAAUGCUGCAAAAAAGUAGUAUAUAUUUUCUAAGAAAAUAGUCUGCUUUUGUUUCCUUGAAUGCUGUAAAAUGUUUACAAAUAGCUACAUUUGCAGUUAAUUCCAAGUUAGACAUACUGUUUUGGUCCACAAGGUGGAGCUAAAUUGAAUUAAAUUGUUAGAUUAAAUGUAAUUUGUUUUGAAGUGUUUGCCCUUUUAAAAUGGUACUUUUGGGAUGUUAUUAAUACAUGACAAGAAAAAUAGCAACAACGCCCUUUAGGCUUUUAUAAAACUGAUCAAGAGUAAGUUUAAGCUCUUUAUAUAAUGGCACCGAAGGGUGACCAGUUAUCUAGUCACACAUUUCUGUUAUUAGCUGUCCAGCUGAGGUUUUUACACAGGCCAGUAUGGCAUUACACAUGCCAGUUUUGUUUAGAAUUUAAACACAUUUAGAAUUAGAACCACAGAGGAAAUGAAACACGUUCACUUCCCUCAAGGUGAAGACAAGACAGCAGCCAGAGUCGCUGUAAGGCGACAAAACAAAGACCUCAAAGUGUAUAAUUCACAUCACAUAGAACAAAUUUUCCAUUUCUCAGUUCACUGACUCCAAGUGAACCAGAGCCACCUCAUCCUGAAGGGGAACAUGAAGUCUAUGUAUUCUCUUUAACUUGAAAUGUCACACUGUUGCACAAUCUCUCUCAUGCUGUGUUGAAUAUAGCUCUGCUUCUCGCCUUGUGCCUCCAGACAGCUACAGAGAAGUUACAACUUUACAUCAGUUCUUCACUUUGCAAAGUUUGUUUCAGGGUUUGCGCUUAACUUUUAACCAUUAAAUAUAAUAAACAUUCAAUUCAAUUCAAUUCAAAGAUACUUUAUUGAUCCGCGAGGGGAAAUUAGAACAUGUUCUCAUUUACUAAAUUAGUUUCUCAAGAAAAAAAAAAAUAAUGUCCCUGAUUCCUUGCUGAUGUAGUAUUAUUCUUUCAAAACUAAUGAAAAGGCUUUAUUUUGCAUUGUAUAAAAUUUCUAAAUUUAUUUCUAAAUAAAGGACUAUUAAAAAAAAGUAGCUCUUAAUAUGGGCUUUUUUUGUUUCAUAUCUAGAGGUUUUAGAGUGUAUCUUGUUUUUUGCAAACCUCAGUUUUGCAAUUAUCUUUGUUUAAUCACAGACUGGAAUUGGGUAGAAUGUGUUUUUGUACAAUUGAACUGAAUUAUUUUAAAACCUGCUAAAGCUCAGAUCAUUUAUAUUUUAAAACUUGUGAAUAGUCUAUGACUGUACAGAACAGAACAGAACAAAAUGGAAUAGAAUAGAAUAGAAUAGAAUAGAAUAGAGAAGUAGAACAGAAUACACGUAGUUAUUAGUCCUAGACUGGAAAAUCUAUUUGUUUCAACAGUUGGUAUCAAAAAAUAUAACCGGUAAAAAAUUGUAAACAAUAUAAAAUAUAAUUACACAUAUUUUAUUUUGGUUUUGCAACUGUAAUUAUACAUUGGACUUAAAUUUUCAAUAAAGUAAUUUUUGAUGUCUAUAGCAUACCACCAAUCCAACACUCUGAAUUUGGCAUUAUUUUCAAAGACAUCAACGCAUUUCAAAUAAAAGUUAGCUAUGUGUCACCAGUGUUCUUUUCUUUCUUUCCUGUUGUACAACUGACAUGUUGGUCAGUGAGCAGAUUUAAAAAAGGAAGUAAAAGAAUAAAAUUGUUAAGGAAGUCGUUGAAAUGAGGAAGCUUAAGAACUUACACAUAGCACUUAGACUGAAGGUUAGUCUGCUCAAGUUGGACAACACUGCCAGGAUCACCUGUAAUUUGCUCACAAUUUUUUGUGUUUGUUUUAAUACUUUUUGUGUUUAAGGACCUGGCUGAAGUUUAAAUGUAGAUGACCUGUUCAUAUGAUUUACAUUUCUCUGCCAGCUACUGAAGGACUGAUAGAACUAAACUAGACAAGGAUCUGUCUCUGGAACACGCUCCUGUUUUCAAAUUUUCAAGAGGAAGCCACCCACAAGAGGUCAACAUGGCUGACAUUGUGCAUGCACUGCCAUUUUUCUAUGGCAAUAUAACCAGGGAGGAGGCAGAAGACUACCUUAGGCAGGGAGGAAUGAACAACGGCUUGUACUUAUUACGGCAAAGUCGAAACUAUCUUGGAGGCUUUGCAUUGUCUGUGUCUAAUUCAGGUCGCUUCUACCACUACACCAUUGAAAGACAACUCAAUGAAAUGUAUGCUAUUGUUGGUGGUAAGAGCCACAGGAGCCCUAUGGAUGUGAUUGACUAUCAUUCUCAAGAGAUGGAUGGCCUUGUGUGUCUACUGAAGAAGCCCUGCAACAGACCAAAAAACAUGCGGCCAAAGGUUGGCCCAUUUGAGGACUUGAAAGAAAGACUGAUCCGGGAGUACGUGAAGCAGACUUGGAACCUACAGGGGGCAGCCCUCGAGCAGGCCAUCAUCAGUCAGAGGCCUCAGCUGGAGAAACUCAUUGCCACCACUGCUCAUGAAAAAAUGCCCUGGUUUCAUGGAUCAAUAACACGAGAGAACUCUGAGCCCAGGCUUCAGAAUGGUUCCCGUACAAAUGGAAAAUUCCUGAUUCGACAAAGAGAUCAAAAUGGAUCAUAUGCUUUAUGUUUGCUGCAUGAAGGCCAAGUGAUGCAUUAUCGCAUUGACAAGGACAGCACUGGCAAGCUCUCCAUCCCUGAUGGAAAGAAAUUUGAUACCCUGUGGCAGCUGGUGGAGCAUUACUCAUACAAACCAGAUGGCUUAUUACGAGUACUCACAGAGCCAUGUCCAAGACCUGAUGGUGAAACUGUGCUAAUCGGGCGGCCAGUACCCCCACUGAACCACCCUGGAUUAGGAUCUGCCAUUCUAACUGCUGCAGAUGGACUUCGCAGCAAGUUGGUUCAGCUCAACUUACCCGGAAGAAAGAGCCGUAAACAUCGAAACAACAACACUGACCUCAAUCCCUAUGAAACUAGGAUGUCCAGUAACCAAGCAGCAAGCAAAGAGGCAAUGCCAAUGGACACAGAGGUAUAUGAAAGUCCUUACGCAGAUCCUGAUGAACUGAGGAGCUCCACUGUGGAUCGCAACCAACUAUUCUUGGAGGAUGGAGAAUUGGGUUCAGGAAACUUUGGCACUGUCAUGAAAGGAAUCUACAAGAUGAGAAAAACAGAGAAACCAGUUGCUGUUAAAAUUCUGAAGAAUGAUGAUAACAACCCAUCAGUAUGUGAAGAAAUGUUACGGGAGGCAAAUGUCAUGCAGCAGCUGGACAAUCCUUACAUCGUUCGGAUGAUUGGUAUCUGUGAGGCAGAAAACCUCAUGCUUGUCAUGGAACUGGCUGAACUGGGUCCACUAAACAAGUUCCUCCAAAAAAACAAAAACACAUCGGUAAAGAACAUCACAGAGCUUGUUCAUCAGGUGUCUAUGGGAAUGAAGUACCUGGAGGAACAUAACUUCGUUCACAGAGACCUUGCUGCCAGAAAUGUACUGCUAGUUACACAACACUAUGCAAAGAUCAGUGACUUCGGCCUCUCUAAAGCUGUUGGAGAAGAGCAAAACUACUACAAGGCCAAGGGUCAUGGGAAGUGGCCAGUGAAAUGGUAUGCUCCUGAAUGUAUAAACUAUUUCAAAUUUUCAUCCAAAAGUGAUGUGUGGAGCUUCGGUGUGCUCAUGUGGGAGGCAUUUUCCUAUGGCCAAAAGCCAUACAAGGGAAUGAAAGGAAAUGAUGUUAUGCAGAUGAUUGAGAGUGGAAAACGCAUGGAGCCACCAGUGAACUGCCCAACAGAGAUGUAUGACCUCAUGACGACAUGUUGGAUAUAUAAGGUGGACGAAAGACCUGGAUUUGCUGUUGUUGAGCCAAGACUGCGAGAAUAUUACUAUGACAUUGCACAGUGAUUCAUUACAUAGAAGAUAUUAGGCUAUGCAAUGUUUUGAUUGAUAAGAUGAUCUGUCAUUUAUAAGCAAUGCAUCACAAAUGCCCUAUGAAGUAGAAAUUAAGUCAUUUACAUGCAUAAAGUCAAGAACAUUUAGCAUUUUAGUGAAGCUGUGGCUCUGAAAAAUUUGAGUGAUUGUCCUUCACAAUCAGCUGUAGGUAUUAUAGUUCAGGAUAACAUCCUGAAUCAUAUAAUUGUCUCUAAUUGAUGCAUUCCUGAUGAUGACAGAGAAAAGAACUACAUAGAUUAGACUGUGGCGGACAUAGAUGCCUUGCAUAAAUGUAUAUUUGGCUAGGUGAAUGUAGCUUUUCAUGUAGCUUUUCUGUGACAAACAAAAUCAGAAAACCAGACAGACUAUUUUGCAUACUUGACAUAUAAUUUAUUACUUAGCUUUUCCUGAUGUUGGCAAGUUUCUAUAAAUCAAUGUCACAAACAGUUUAACAAUUUUUUUUAUUUGUGCUUCCUUCUGAAAGCUUUGAAAUGUAAAUGCAAAUAUAAAACAAUUUUAUAUGCGUUA
This is a messenger RNA of Girardinichthys multiradiatus, 10343 nucleotides long. RefSeq names its product spleen tyrosine kinase (gene syk). NCBI's taxonomy places the organism in Eukaryota, Metazoa, Chordata, Actinopteri, Cyprinodontiformes, Goodeidae. Gene Ontology annotation, biological process: positive regulation of alpha-beta T cell proliferation; positive regulation of cell adhesion mediated by integrin; positive regulation of mast cell degranulation. The transcript has 19 exons. The record is from RefSeq and is a predicted model, not a curated record. Gene Ontology annotation, cellular component: cytoplasm; extrinsic component of cytoplasmic side of plasma membrane. The coding region runs from base 7923 to 9788 and encodes 621 amino acids. Gene Ontology annotation, molecular function: non-membrane spanning protein tyrosine kinase activity; ATP binding; signaling receptor binding.